Molecule: messenger RNA, 5053 nt
Organism: Protopterus annectens (West African lungfish)
Lineage: Eukaryota; Metazoa; Chordata; Ceratodontiformes; Protopteridae
Product: NACHT, LRR and PYD domains-containing protein 14-like
Exons: 15
Coding region: 472-3264 (930 amino acids)
Cellular component (GO): cytoplasm
Molecular function (GO): protein binding
Source: RefSeq, a predicted model, not a curated record
CCUGUUACUUCAUCCAGCACAAUAAAAUCUGUACUGCAUUUAUUUAAAAAAUACUAUCUCUGCUGUUUUCUUCCUAGCCAUCCUCCGUUUCCAUACUGUUUCAGCUUCCGUUUUAAAAGCAAAUUGUCCCGCCUUUGAAAACCGACUAACUGUCUCUUAAAUCCUGACGUCAGGACUACUACACUUUUGUAGUAGUUACGGUGGAGUUUCCCCCACAAAUUGACGUCACCACUCCCAUAUUAGCAUGGUCUUUAGAAGUAGGCUUUGAACCGCCCAGAAGGUGAUGUCAGAGCUUUCUUGUCCAGCCCACUCCAUUAUCCUAAUAAAUCCCCGUAUUCCCUGUGUGGAACUCCCUAACUUUCGAAGUGUUUUCGGCCAAGUUCAUUCCACUGAGGGACCGAAGCAUUGCAUGCAAAUUCUACUCUAUUACUUGUUGCUAAGGGCAAAACAUUUGAGAAAAGAAACAUAACCAUGGAGUCACAAGUUGAACAGCAGAUGGAAAGUACAGUGAAAGUUCCAGAAGAAUUUAUUCCAGUACCAGUUCCUGAUUCAGUGAUGGACUACUGGAAGCAGCACACAGCUUUCCUUAAUGAAACAUACAGAAAAAUAAGCCCAGCUUUUGGGAAAAAGAAAGGAAAACAAAUCCUGCUAAAUGAUUAUGCUGUUCAAUUAAUUGCAGGCCCUGCAUAUCAACCUCAGCUUCAGCAGCAUGAAAUAUUGUCUGGAAUUGGCAAGUAUGAGGAGUGGCAACAGCAGUCAUGCCAGAACGAGCUACAAACUGUUCAAUAUGAUCACCUUUUUCAAAUCCAAAGUAAUGAACAAGACAGACCUACCACAGUGCUGAUCUUAGGAGUUGCUGGAAUUGGAAAAACUACCUUAGUUCAAAAAAUAUCUCAUGAAUGGGCUCAAGCACAAAUAUAUCAAGAAUUUCAUUUUAUGUUGCCAUUUAAUUUUAAUGAUUUACGUAACUUAGAAAACGUAAGCAUCAGCGAUAUGAUUUUGCAUUCUUAUCCAUACCUUAAAGAUGGACUUGAAAUAAUUCUUCAGGAUCCUAAAAGGGUACUUUUCAUUUUUGAUGGCCUAGAAGAAUCUAAUGGUACAGACAACUAUAAUCAUGGAGUGGCAGAAGAAAAUUCUGAGAAUGUUCCACAUCUAUCUCCAGAAUGGAAAACCAGUUCUGCAAAUAUUAUCAACCAUCUUCUCAGAGGAGAAUUGCUUCAGGGAUGCUCUGUCCUUUUUACAAUUACACCAACCGCAUUCCAAGCCUUAGAUUUACCUUUCAUAAAAAAGCAUGCAGAAAUCAUGGGGUUCAGUGAGGAGCAGAGGAGGUGUUAUUUUUUGCAAUUCUUUGAAGACCCAAAGAUCAGUGAAGAAAUGUAUCAAUGUGUGAAAAAGCACAGUAUGCUAUACCCUCUGUGUUAUAUUCCUACCUACUGCUGGAUCAUCUGCUCCAUAAUGGAAGCAACUUUAAAAACCAGCAAAGGACACAAGUCUGAUCCACAUCUUCCUAUCACCAUAACACAGCUUUAUUCAUCAUUUAUUUACAACAUGUUGAAAUGCCAUAGCAACUCAAGUAAAGACUUCUCAGCAGUGUUACAACAACUGGGGGAAAUGUCCUAUAUGGGUGUUUGCAAUAAUGUCACUGUAUUUGAUGAAAGUCAGUUGUCUAAAUAUAACCUCCAGUCAUCGCAAGCUUUAUCUGGAUUUCUUCAAGACAUAUUCCAGACAGACCCUUCUUGCAAAAAGAAACUAUACACCUUUCUUCACCUCACUGUGCAAGAGUUUAUUGCUGCCUUAAUGAAGUCUGUACACACCCGAUCAGAUGAUAUCACUUCCUUACUGGAUGAGGCUUCACAACAUAGUGAUGGCCGGGGUGAAAUGUUUCUUAAAUUUUUUAUAGGACUGACUUCAUCUAAUAACUUGCUGCAGGAGUUUGUUGGAAAGAAGGAUGAGAAAAUAACCAACAAUGUGUUAGACUGGGUAAAACAAAAAGUUGAAGCUCAGUUGGAUCGAGAGUUUAUUGAUAUUGAUGCGUUUGGCUAUCUGUAUGAAAGUCAGAAUACUGCACUAACUCAGACUUUAAUGAAGAAGUUCAGUGAAAUUGGUUUAAGGCAUAGAAAGUUGAGUGCAUUGGAGUGCUCUGUCCUACACGCCAUGCUACAGCAUUGUAAUGUAAUUAAUAAUAUAAACUUCGAGCUCUGUAACAUCUUCCCACAGAGUUUGAGGAUACUGACUCCGGUGCUACAUAAGAGCAAGCAUAUCAACUUGAAUAAGAACUAUAUUGGCGACUUAGGAAUGAAAUGGCUUUCCGAGGCACUGAAAAGUCCACACACACAAAUUCAGAAUCUAGAACUGGAAAAAAACUCUAUUAAAUCUGAAGGAAUUAAGUUUAUCUCUGAGGCCCUGAAGAGUGCAAACUGUAAGCUGAAGAAUUUAAAACUUGGUAAUGAAAUACCUGAAUGGGGACAUUUUCCUAACACAUGGAAGCUGCAACUUGCAGACAAUGAACUGGAUGAAUUAGGAAUGAAAUAUCUCAGUGAAGCUUUGCAGAAUCCACACUGCAAACUACAAGAGCUGUGGCUACACAACAUUGGCAUAGGUGAAGCUCAUAUGAAGUUAUUGGCUGUCGCCCUGAAAAGCCCACACUGCAAAAUACAGGAACUGAAACUAUUUCACAAUAACCUUGGAAAAGAUGGAGCAAAACUUUUAUCAGAAGCAUUGCAAAGCCCACACUGUCAUAUACGUUCCCUGGCGCUGGGUGGAAACAACAUCGGAGCUCCUGGAGUGCAGUUCCUUUCUGAGGCCCUUAAGAGUCCACACAGUAAAAUAGUGAAACUGGGGCUGAGUAAAAACCAAGUAGAGGAUGAAGGAAUAAAAUGGCUAACAGAGGCCUUAAUGAGCCAUCACUGUAAAAUACAAUCUCUAGGGCUACACAUGAACAAUGUGGAAAAUUCUGGAGCAGAGUUACUGUCCAAAGUCCUUCAAAGCCCACAUAAUGACAUACAGUAUUUAGGCUUAAUGUUUAACGGUAUAGGAGAAGCUGGAAUGACACAUCUUUUGGAGGCCUUAGGAAGCCCACACUGCAAAAUACAGAAACUAGAUCUGGAACACAAUUCAUUUCAUGAUGUUCAUGAAUCAGAAGUCUACAAGUUAGUUACAGAAUAUAUGAAGACCAGACCACAUGCAGAGAUCCGCCUGCCUACACGGGGAUGGUUUUGUGGUAAUGCUAUUAUGUCCAUGCAGCAGCAUUUGGAAACUUUCUAAAUUACACUAUAUCCAACUAAACAUGUGUUGCUGCUUUUCUUUGACUUUUUUGUAUGUUUACAAUAAAAUACUUUUAUUAUCAUAAUGAAUAAAGCAUUACUUCGAUACUGAAAGGAAUGAUGCUGCAAUAAACCUUUGUGUACCUUAAAAUUAUGAAAUUUCUGAUGAAAUGUUUACCUCCCGCUAAAUAAGUUUUUCUAAGUUAAAUCAGGAAUGGAUCAAAAUCACUGUAUGCAUUAUAGCCUGCCCUCAUUAGAAAAAGCAGCUUAUCUUAAGUAAUUUUGAUUUGCUAUGUUUGUCUUGUUUAUAUAUUUAACUAAAAGAGCUAAAAGUCAUAAAUGCAAUAAUAAGCAAUAACAAAAAUGGUUGACUGCAAUAAUUUGUUUCAUUGUUCUUUUGCCAGCUAGGGUCAAACACUAACCUAAAUGGAACUUUUACAAGUUCAAUACAGGAAAGACAAUAAAAAGCACAAGAAUAUGAUAAAAUGUAGAAAAAUGCAGGUAUAGCAAAGAUAAAAUCUUACAUACAUAGGUAAUUUUGUUUAGGUGUUUCAUCCUACAUGUAUUGUUAUAUAAAGUCUGACAGUUGUUAUUGUUAUGCACUAAAGGAAAUGUAGAGCAUGGCAUAUUUUUAUAUACGAUUGUACAUCAAUAUAGGACAUUCAUCUGAGAAACCAAGUUAGAAAAAGUAACAGAUCAUGUUAGAUAACAAAUUUUUGCUUCUGUUUGGUGUGUGAAAUGUUGCAAAUUAGAUACACUUUAAUAAUAUGUAGAUUAGCAUAAACAAGGUGAGAUGUUUAUGUAAUGGAAGGAAUAGUUAAUUUCCAAUGCUGUGCCAUGUUGAUUUCAGUUAAUCAUUCAGAAGUUGGACAUGACUUCCACAGACAUUCUAGUAAUAGUAGCAAAAAACAAAAAACAAAAAAAAAAAAGAAACUCUGCCUUACCCUAUAGUAACAGUACGUAUGGGAAUAGUAAGGAUGUAUUCAAGUGUUUAGCAUGGGAGCAAAUUAUUACUUAAAUGUAUUGUUGAGGUAGAGGAUGUAGGAGGCAAUUUCUUUUCAAAAUAUAAAUAUAUAUGUGUAUAAUGCACGUUUCUGUUUAUAUAUUGAAAGUCUGUUGCCUUUAGGGAAUAGUACCUAUACAGGACAGAUGACAAAACAGAAAGUACCUUGAAAUACCCUCUCCAUAUCUGACUGGCAUUAGAUGCAUUCAUACAAAUGCAGACUAAUUUCUGAAGUGAAUUACAUGCUGAAUGAGCAGCUAUGAAGUAUAUAUACAUCCAGACUAUUAUUUUAGUAAAACAGACUCCAGCGUGUUUAAAAUCUGUAAUUGUGGGAGAAAUGCAAGAAUGUUCAGAAUGCAACUCAAUACUUGGGAAGUGUCAGUCCUGUAAUAACAGUAUAUUUGAGAUCUUAGGGAACAUACUGCACUUAAAAAUUUGUAUGCAUUUCACAAACAAUAAUUACUAAAUGCAUCGCAGGACAAACAGUGUAAUUUGAUAACUGUAUUUACUGUAUCUGCUUGUGUAAUUCAGAAUUAUAAUUUGAUGGUUUUCAGAGGGUAUCUUAUUACUUUGUUUUGCAGUCAUGCAAUGAAUCAUAUAUAGGUUUGAUUGGAAGAUUAAGCUGGAAACAUUGUGUACAAACUCUAAUGUUUGUCGAGUAUCAGAUUUGUGAUAGUACAACAACUAAGUUAUACCACCACUAAGAAUGUAACAGCACGCAAUAAAAACAAACAGCUGAAUACCAAUAUAUGCAAAACAUCUUGGAAUAAAACAUGGUAUAUUGUGA